Messenger RNA from Lentinula edodes (shiitake mushroom), 1926 nucleotides. Its product is annotated as serine dehydratase alpha chain-domain-containing protein. The transcript has 21 exons. The record is from RefSeq and is a predicted model, not a curated record. Gene Ontology annotation, molecular function: L-serine ammonia-lyase activity; 4 iron, 4 sulfur cluster binding. The coding region runs from base 1 to 1926 and encodes 641 amino acids. Lineage: Eukaryota; Fungi; Basidiomycota; Agaricomycetes; Agaricales; Omphalotaceae. Gene Ontology annotation, biological process: gluconeogenesis.
AUGUCUCUGCUUCUCGGUCGACGGUCACUUGUCUCUCGGCGUCUUAAUAUUCCCUUCUUCUUGCGGACCUUUUCCUCUUCGCGACCUACUUUUAGCAAACUUGAAGGCAUUUCUGAAACACCACAAGAGCGCCAGCUACCAGAGCAUGCAGUGAUCUCGACUUUUGACUUGUUCAGUAUUGGUGUUGGACCUUCGAGCUCUCAUACAGUUGGUCCAAUGCGGGCAGGGAAGAUAUUCAUUACAGAUUUGAAGGAGCUGCAGCUGUUGAAAAAGGUUGCCACUGUUAAGAUAAAUUUAUACGGCUCUCUAGCUGCUACAGGCAAAGGACAUCAUACUCCCCAAGCUAUCUUACUGGGUCUCGAAGGUUCAGACCCCGAAACUAUUAUACCAACGACUAUAGAAUCUCGCUAUAAUAAUAUUCUCGCUAACAAGGUAUUGCUAUUAGGUGGAGAUCACCUUAUUCACUAUGAUAUGGACCGAGAUAUGCUCUGGAGAUGGGAUCAAGUUCUCCCAACUCAUCCUAACGGUAUGAGGUUUAGUGCGUUUGACGAAGAUGGUGAUCUUCUCGCAACAAAUGAAUACUACAGUGUAGGAGGAGGCUUCGUCGUCAAUGAUAAAACACAAGUGGAUGAAAACCUAUUUUACAAAGGCGUGGACAAGAGUGUUGUUCCCCCUGCACGUCUUCACCAAACGCAUUCCCUAACUGAACCAACCUUGAACUCUCCUUCACCCGAACCAUCCCCUUCCAGCCGUUCGUCGCAACAUAAUGACGACACCAUACCCAACGCCGAAGCCGGGCCACCCCACCCCUUUGAAUCUGGCAACAGUCUGUUGGCCUUGACCCAAAAACAUAACAUGACCAUUGCUCAAAUUGUGUACGACAACGAAAAAAGUUUCGGGUACUCAGACGAAGAUAUACAUAAGAAGAUCUUUCGCAUCUGGUCCGUAAUGGACGAGUGCAUCCAAACAGGUGUUACCACAAAUGCCACGACUCUUCCCGGUCGCCUAGGUCUUCGUCGGCGAGCACCUAUUCUUUAUCGACGCCUGAUGCGUGGAUUUUACCCUGGCAUCAUGUCUCCCCCCUCAAACAAUGCGAGAAUCGAGGCUGGCUCUAACCCUAGUGAGACUUUUGGUGGUUCAAUAGACGCGCCCAAAUCAAGUAGCGAAAAAUUCAACCAAAGUAAACAGGGUUCUAGCUUUGAGACAAUAGGAGCAAGAAUCGUGGAUCCUGCUAUUCCGAGCGCGAAACGUGCUCCCCGCGUGAUAGGCGCUUUCGAUCACCCACUCUUGCCUGAACCUCCGAGAAAAACUAUGAUUCCUGCAGUGGAUUUCCUCUCAUGCUAUGCGAUCGCAGUGAACGAGGUAAAUGCUAGCGGCGGCAGAAUCGUCACAUCUCCAACCAAUGGUGCCGCUGGUGUUAUUCCUGCUGUGUUGAAAUACAUAAUUGAGUUCGUCAGCGAUGAUCCGGACAAGAGUAUAAUGACCUUCUUGCUCACAGCUUCGGCUAUCGGCAUGCUGUUCAAACGUGGAAGUACGAUCUCUGCCGCUGAAGGAGGAUGCCAAGCUGAAGUUGGUGUAGCAUGUUCUAUGGCUGCCGGAGGUUUUGCCGCAUGCAUGGUGUCCUCUCCGGAGACUGUACUUCAGGCUGCAGAAAUCGGGAUUGAGCAUAACCUUGGCUUAACAUGUGAUCCCAUCGAUGGCCUUGUUCAAGUUCCUUGCAUCGAAAGGAACAGUCUAGGAGCGGUCAAGGCAGUCACUGCCGCUCAACUUUCUCUCGCAAGUCAUGGUGUUUAUAGCGUCACAUUAGACGAGGCAAUUGAAGCGAUGCGUUUGACUGCUUCUGAUAUGAGCGUCAAAUACAAGGAGACGAGUCUUUCUGGGCUUGCGACCACUGUUAAAAUACCACUGACUGUGCCCGCUUGGUAA